UGACUUGAGUCACGCAGUUUUCUCUCCUCUGGGAGGGACUGCAGGGCCUCGGCUGACUUUCCUUUGACAACUGCGCCGAGGAGGAAAGGAAAAAGGAAAAAAUUUAGCCUCGAGUUUUCCCCCCACCCCCCCACCCCCGAGAGGCAACCUGGAGGGGCGACGCGGCGGGGAAAGACGUGCUUGGCGAGGACGAAGCCAGGGCGGGAUCAGGAUGAGCGAGGUGCCGGGGAAGUUGAAGGAGCAGCAGGAGAACGAAGGAGCGGAGGAAAAAGCGGAGGAGGAAAAAGACGAGGAAGAGGAGGAGGAGGAGGAAGAAGAGGAGGAGGAAGAAGAGGACGAGAUUGUCGGGCUAGCUGACUAUGGGGAUGAGAGUGAGUCUUUCUCGGAUGGCGACCACGAGAAAAGCGGGGACGGGGCGUAUUUCAAUGAUCCUUUUAGUACUGAAGUUAAGCCAAGAAUCCUGCUCAUGGGACUGAGAAGAAGUGGGAAAUCUUCCAUUCAGAAAGUUGUUUUUCAUAAAAUGUCACCAAAUGAAACACUUUUCCUGGAGAGCACUAACAAGAUCUGCCGAGAAGAUGUUUCCAACAGCUCCUUUGUUAAUUUUCAGAUAUGGGACUUUCCCGGCCAAAUUGAUUUUUUUGAUCCUACUUUUGACUACGAAAUGAUUUUUCGUGGCACUGGAGCAUUGAUAUUUGUGAUUGAUUCUCAGGAUGACUACAUGGAAGCAUUAGCUAGAUUGCACCUUACUGUGACAAGAGCAUAUAAAGUAAAUCCAGAUAUAAACUUUGAAAUAUUUAUUCACAAAGUAGAUGGUUUGUCUGAUGAUCACAAGAUUGAAACACAAAGAGACAUUCAUCAGAGGGCUAAUGAUGAUCUUGCAGAUGCUGGACUAGAAAAAAUCCACUUGAGCUUUUAUUUGACAAGUAUAUACGAUCAUUCUAUAUUUGAAGCAUUCAGCAAAGUGGUUCAGAAAUUAAUUCCACAACUCCCAACUUUGGAAAAUCUGCUUAACAUUUUUGUCUCGGUAAAUAUGUUUGUGCAUGUAUUUCCUAUGUUUUUCAUAUUUAUUGCAAAAGGACAUUUUAUUUUUUUAAUGUUUUGAAAAAUAUUGCUAUUA
Messenger RNA from Notechis scutatus (mainland tiger snake), 1117 nucleotides. The record is from RefSeq and is a predicted model, not a curated record. NCBI's taxonomy places the organism in Eukaryota, Metazoa, Chordata, Lepidosauria, Squamata, Elapidae.